GUGCCAUUAUAAGUUAUAAAAGUAUCUAGUCAAAGUAUUUGAAUGCAGCAAUAUGUCUUCAGAAUACCUCAACGUUCUAAACCGUGUUUCAUCUGCAGAAGAGGUGGCGGUUUCAUUGCAAAAACUUAUGAACAAGUUAAAAGGAGAGUACAUAACAGAAGCUGGGCAAGCAAUCAACUACACAGCUCUGCGGGAGAGUGACUUAUUCCAGAGGUACCUUCUGGUAACACAGCAGCUCAGGGAAGUAAACCUUGCCUCCCUCAGCGAAGAAGAAAACAAGGCUUUUUUCAUCAAUGUUUACAAUGCACUUACUAUUCAUGGUAUAGCAGCUUCUGAUACUAUACCCCAGUCAGUGUUGGAAAUUGACAAGUUCUGGGAGACUACAGCAUACAACGUCGGAGGUUUUAACCUGUCUUUGGAUGACAUUGAGCAUGGCAUACUGAGAGGUAAUGCACCACACCCAUCUAGGUCUCAGCCACAGUUUGACUCCAAAGAUCCUCGACUCCAGUUUUCUCUCAGGAACCGUGACCCAAGGAUUCACUUUGCACUUGUGUGUGGUGCUAAGUCCUGUCCUGCGGUUAGCGUCUAUACCACUGAGAAUUUAGAAAGGGCAUUGAGCACAGCUGCUGAAAGCUUCUGUCAGCAGGAAGUACAGGUGGAUAUAUCCAAAAAACAGGUCACAAUGUCUAAAAUCUUUCAGUGGUACAUGACAGACUUUGCACCGUCACCAAAGGAGCUAGUGAGUUCCCGCAUCUCCGUUGUCGGCAGUCCUAUGUCUUCAGCUCCGGGACCUAGCAAGCGGACUUCUACUGGGCUCGCAUCUUGCCAGAAAUCAUCCUUCAAAAACUAUCAAGCUUGGACAAUGCCACGCCUCCUGAAAGUUUUAUUCAUCAGAAACAUUUCUUACAGCACCGAUGCUUCCUGAGAGGAUUUCCCACAGGUGUGGUAACCCACCCUCACCCCCCCAUGUGUGUCAUUCUUUUCCAGUAAUCUAAAAUCUGCUUUAAAUGUCAAUCUGCUACUGCAUAAAGAAAUAAAAAAAGGUUUCAUGAUCGGCCCAUUCUCUGAACGCCCUUUUUCACUGUACCGCAUUAGUCCACUAGUGGUCACCAUUCGCAAACAUUCCAGCAAGAAAAAGCUCAUUACUGAUUUAUCCUAUCUGCAUUCCAGUUUCAUCCCCAGUAUCAACAAUUUAAUUUCCCCUGACACAUUUUUCCAACACUAUGCCAGAAUCAUAAAAACAGCAGGUCAAGGGCUGUGGUUUUCUAUGGCCGAUAUAGCUGAUGCUUUUAAAAUCAUGCCCAUUCAGCCCUCUCAGUGGCACAUUUUCGGGGUCCAAUGGGAAAAACUAUUUUAUUUUGCAGUACGCCUCACUUUCAGAUGCAGGAGUAGUCCCCACAUGUUUAACUCCCUGUCUGAGGCCCUAUGAUGGAUUAUUUUAAAUGAACAGACUUCCAUUUGUACUUCACCUACUAGACGACUUUUUAUUAGUGGACUCCAGUGACCAGCCCCCUGCUCGUUCCAUAAGGGUUUUAAAAUCUCUUUUUCGACCUUGGAGUUCCCUUAUCGGAGGAUAAAACUCUAAGACCCACUACUAGUCUGGAAUUUCUCAAGACUGAAUUAGAUUCUGAAAAAAAUGGAAAAUCAGCUCCCUCAAGAUAAACUACUUUGCAUCAAAGACUUUAACAUUUUUUAGCUCUCGAAAGUGUUGUACUAAAACGCAAACUUCUUUCUCUACUUGGCCAUCUCAAUUUCACUAUAAGAAUGAUUCCUCAAGGUCGGUCAUUUAUUUGUUUCCUUUUAAAAUUAUCCUUCGGCAUCUGAAUUGCAUCAGCACAUCAAUCUCAAUGCUGGAUGCCGAGCAGAUAUCACUCUAAGGUUCUACCUUCUUUCAAGCUGGAACAGUAUCUUAUUCUUCUUUGAUGACAUUAUCUCAUCCCCCCGACUCCCUCAACCUGUAUACCGAUGCUGCCCCCUCGUAAGGUUUCGUGGCAUUUUAGGAACUAAAUGGUUCUACGGAAACUGUCCCUCAGAGAUCCUGCAUCUACCCGUAAAGGAACACAUUUCAGCUUUAUUUGAAAUGUACCCUAUAGUGAUUGCUGCUGUAAUCUGGGGUCAUCUAUGGUUAAAUAAAGUGAUAGCAUUUAAUUGCGACAAAUUAUCUACAGUACCAAUCAUUAACAAAGGCACAUCCUCUUCCCCUGCUAUUAUGAAAUUCAUGCUGAAACUCACCUGGGUUUCCGUGCUGGGUAAUUUUGAAAUUAAAGCCAUUCACGUUCCAGGCUAUCUCGUUUUAAUUUUCAGAAAUUCCAAGCACUGUUUCCAGAAGAGGACCUUCUGCCAGAACCAUGCCCAAUCUUCAAGGAUCUCAUCCUGUAUUAAACCAGUGUCCUUCCUCAAAUUCCCUUAUUUCCGAAUCAGCCCUCAAAUCUAAUGGCUAACUUGGUUUCUCAAAGUACCCGAGCAACCUAUAACUCAGGCUGGCAAUUGUUUCUCAGAUUCUGUUCUCUAUAAAAUUUGCGUGUUUCCUUGCUCUCCGAAUACUCCAUUCGGGAAAUUUACCACUUUCUGUUCCACCAAAAGAAACUUGUCCCUCCCUACCAUACAGCGCUACUUAUCAGGAUUACAAUUUCAAUUUAGGUUAAUUGGAGUUCUUUUUCCCCUCCUAACCUUCUUCCCACGGAUUCAAAGGCUACUACGAGGUAUCCAUUAAUCUGCUCCCAGUCGUCCAUUCCCCAAACUGCCUGUUACCAAAGAAGUCCUGGAAUCUCUCGUCAACAUUCUUCGCUUCGGCUGCUUCAACCCAUACAAAGACGCCCUCCUGGAAGCAAUGCUCAUCUCUGCAUGCUGCAGAUUCCUCCGGUGCAGCAAAAUCACCUCCCGGACCCAGGCUUUCGAUCCCUCUUCUGACCUCUGCAUUGGAGAUCUCCAUCUUGAUCCUCAGGCAUUCCUUACAUUUAAAACAUUGCAAGACUGACCGGGAAAGAAAAGGGGUGCACAUAUAUUUAUUUAAAACAAAUUAUGUCAUCUGUCCUCAUCUGAACCCCUUUGUCUCACCCCAGAAGGAUCAGUCGUUUCAAGAAAUUGGUUCUGCAACCAUCUAUGCGCAUCUCUCCUACGCACUGGAUUUCCUCCAGAUAAUUACUCCGAACUUUACAGCCACAAAAAUGACUAGGACAUUUUAGCAGCACACAUGUCACUAAAUAAAUAAAAGUAAAAAAAAAAUUGUGUGUUCUGAACCCGGAGGAAGGGUAACCCUGGGCCAUGGAUUCCCUAAGGUUUCCUCCUGUCGCCUUUUCAGUGAGUACCUGAGCGCUGGGCAGUUUAAUUCUGCAAGGUGAAGGAAGUUGAGGUGGGCA
This is a messenger RNA of Acipenser ruthenus (sterlet), 3359 nucleotides long. RefSeq lists its product as uncharacterized. The record is from RefSeq and is a predicted model, not a curated record. NCBI's taxonomy places the organism in Eukaryota, Metazoa, Chordata, Actinopteri, Acipenseriformes, Acipenseridae. Bases 53 to 925 code for a protein of 290 amino acids. The transcript has 7 exons.